GUGUCCUGCAUGUAGCGGAUGUGGUUUCAUCGUCUUGUACCAGCCCGGCUACUUGGUUUCGUGUUGUCCUACCCACGAGCGACAAAAGCUGGCUUGUUGCUUCUGGGCUUAGAUGUAAUGCGAGCAGCCGCCUCCUGGGAAGAAGCAAGAUAAUCACGACCACGCACGCUUAAACUUAUUUACCAGUAUACUUACUGCAUUGAGAUUGUGAUUGAACUCGAACAAGAGCUGCAAAGAGGACCUUUAGCAAGCAAAGCUACUGCAAUAGCUGUACAGAAGUCGUGUUAAUGUGAAGAAGUUCUUGUGGGGCUUGAUUCUUUUUUUUGAAAGUUUUUGUCUAAUCGUGGUCUUUUCUACUUCUUCGUUUAUUACCUUCACAAUUGAUUCUCAGUGCCUAUCAUGUACUCCCUCGAGACCUUAUCGUAAGAAAAAAUUGUUUCACUGUAAGGAUUUUGCAAGUUUUGCAUUACAAGUUCGCUACACAUUACAAAGAAAACUUGCCAUGCAAGGAUCCUAAGGGAAAAUACCACUAAAAAUCACUUGUCUUGCAUGUGUAGCAAGACAAAGACUUCAGUGAUGCUGUUUCUGCAUCACAAGUUCACAGUGAAGCAGUUUUCUCUUGCGAUAGACCUUCGCCCAAGUCCUCGAGGAGGAGCUGGACAAACUGCCAGAAAACGGCAACGCGCUUUUUAUCGUGAGGAAAAAUCCCCCCUCCCCAUAUCAAAACGAAGUUUGUGAUGCUGGAUUUCCGUACACAAAUGAGAGCUGUCUUGCAGUAGAGGAUUGCAGGCAUAUGCCGUGCCUGAGAACGAAGCGUCUGACGUGGACGCUUAGCAUCACAAAUGUCUAUGCUUUAGCCCAAGCAGCAUCACAAACCGUGCGCAUAAUGUGGCGGAGACUGUAGAAUUGCCUUCUUGCAAGACAAAAAGAUUUGUGGUCACAGAUCAGCAUUAGAAAUUUUCCGAGAAGUACCUUUUUGAUAUGGGGAGGGGGGAUUUUUCCUUACGAUACUGCCCUCCAACCUGCCGCCAAGAAAUUUAUGGGAGUGCCAGGAAUGAAAUCGUCAAAGUUGAGAUAGUUUGUCAUGCAUAAAAUGCAAGGCAUGGAGUGCCUCUCUUGCAGGAAUGGCAAGUGAGGCAGAUUGUGGGCCUAUUCAGGGUUUGGGAUAGAGCUGCUAAAGGAGCAUCACAGAAGCAGUCUUCUGUGCCCAAACAGCAUGACAAAUUGGAUCACUCCGGUGCUCCGAAAAUUUGUCAUGCUCCGAAAAUUUGUCAUGUCUUUGGGUUGAUCAACUCACCCGAAACACAAUGCCAUUCCCGCAGGUGCACAGUCUGUUUAUGUCAUGUGCCGCUUGGAAAUUGGGCUUCCAACUGGUAUCCAUUUUGUGCAUGACAGUUUGUCGAUUUCAAACCUGACACAUCCAGAAAAUUCCGCGAUAACCUCGAAAAACUCCUCGCACGCGGGGUCGCCAGAUGAAGCCGGUGGGUCGGGUGCGUUUUUCGGUGCGAGCCAGCGGGCCGUGUCCAUGGUUGACCUGCAGAGGGUAUCAACUGCAAAAAUGUCUGGGUCUGGAAGAAUGCAUGUUUGUCAUGCUUGUCUGGCAUGACUCUUAAAUCUGUCAUGCACGUUACCCAGGAGCUCUGUUUUUCUGUGAUGCAGGAACGCAGUUUGUCACGCAGAGUAGGCGACACCGACACCUAGAAGCUCAGAAACUUGUCAUGCUGAGCGAGCAUUUGUGGCCUUAUCGUGAGACGCCACCCAGCAUCACAAGUUUCCAGACCCAGACAUUUUUACAUUUGACAGAGGGAAGAGACCGCGAUGCGCGAGUACCUGGAUAACCACAAAAGGUCUGGAUCCGCAGAGCGGAUACUACAGGAGUCGAACGGACUAUGGUAGUGUCAGGUGGACUGAAAUCGACAAAGUUGAAAUCUUUACUUGUAAUGCAUAAAAUCGAUACCUCCAGUUGGAAGCCCACUUUCCCAGCGGCGCGUGACAAAUUUCGGCACGACCGUCUAAAUUCAACAGUUUGUCAUGCUGUUUAGGGACAUAAAACGUCUUUUGUCAACAUGCUACUCUAGCAGUUCUAUCGCAGUAUACCCCAAACAGGGUGACAGUCGGCCUCACUGGCCAUCCCUGCAAGAGAGGCACUUCAUGCCUUGCAAUUUAUGCAUGGGAAACUAUUUCAACUUUGUCGAUUUCAAUCCUGACGCUUCCAUACGGACUCGCCGCGGUUGGUUCCGCUUUCAAGCGGAAACACAACAGCAAAGAAGGCCGGUCCGCGCCCGGUACGCCGGGGAUACCCGGAUAUCAACGGCAAAUAUGUCUGGGUCUGGAAUAGUGCGACGCUUGUCAUGCACACUUUGCAUGACCCCUAACGCGUGUGAUGCAUGCCCUAGCACCUUAUAUUUUUAGAGGGCUUGUUCCUGAUGCCUAUUCCGCAUGCCAAAUGCCUCUCCGGCGCGUAGCACAGACUGGACGUGGACGCCUCUUGCUAGUCACGCAAUACAGAUUGUUUUGGAAUUCAAAGACAACAUCACAAGUUACCACCUUCCAGACCCAGAUGACAGGUCUUCAGUUGAUACCGGAGGGGCGUUGGCGACGAACACAACGACCUACUACCGCAACGGCUUUAACCCCUACUGUCCACACAAAAUCAGCGGCAAGCCGUGUAACCAUGAUCACGGAAUAUGCACGGCAAAAGUUGUUGCACCGCGCCAGUACUAUAUCCACAAACUGCAUGUAGUACGAAGCACAAAAACAAUUGACCAAAACGAUAAAAAAUAUAAUGGUGUAAUGCUGAAGCUGAUUGAACAAGACUAAGAACAAAAAAUAUUGCUAUGCACAAUAGUAAUGACAAGCAAACGAGUGCGAUGCAACUUUGAUAGAGGAUAAGGAAAAGGCGGAAACAACACGAGAUCGUCUUCGAGUCAUCAUCCCGGCAGGUAUAUCGUGAGAAAAAAGUGUUACAGUUACACAUUCUGAUGGGAGACAAGCAAGACAGACAACCUCUGUCAUGCAGGAAAUGCUUGCUAACCUCAUUUCAUUCGUGUUUUCCCUUAUAGUCUGUGCAUCACAGGUUUUCUUGGCCAUGUCGAGCAACUUUUUGAUGCAGAAACUCCAACAAGUGUGUAACUGUAGCACUUUUUUCUUGCGAUAAGGUAUCCACUGCAAAUAUUACGUCGUGGCCAGCAACUACAUGUCGAUGAUUUGAUUAAAAAAUAAUUAGAGAUGUCACAUUAUAGGCUAUGCGCAUGUCUGCGUAGCAUCUCGAUCUCAUUUUCUCCACCAUUGAGAGCAGCAGCACGUGUAGUUAACGAACAGAGACGAUGAACACCAUGUGAGCUGCACUGCCUUUGUAUUUCUAACGGCUCCUGAAGUCGUGCGCAGCUAUCUUUCUAGUACUCUGCUGGUCCUAAAAUUCCAGCAAGAUGUGCUGUCGGGACAGGUUGUAAAAAUAACAUCUGCUGCUAGCGCAGCAUGACAGAGCUUGCAUUCAUUUUUCCAGACGCCCCACGACCCAGGUCGUUCCUAUUUGCAAUGCAUAGCAGGAGAACCCGAGCAAAGCCCUUCCUGAUUCCACCACCACGCCCGAGUCAAGCGGACGUGGUGCUGAUGAGAGGGUACUGAUUUAUUUUGAUCAUAUUGAGAAUCAAAGCGUUCUUUGGCUUUCCUGAUGUAGUUGUUUUGCAGUUGUCGAUGUCGUGUAUGUAUGCCUGACGUCGAAUUAAAUGUCGUGAUGGGUUGAUGAAAUAAGAGGAAAAAAAAAUAGCUUGCGCUCCGAAACCGAAUCGUACCUAUAUAGGCAGAUGAAAUUCAAAUCUACUACUACUGUCUUGCGAAAUAUCAACAAACACGAACACGACCGUGCGACUUCGAUCGGAUCGAAGAAGAGCGUUAAUAAAACCACUUCAGGUACGUCGCCCGCAUGAUUCGCAAGCUCCGCGAGGGUCUCCGCAGGAUAGAAAGGGAAGACUUAAACCGGGAACACAAACAUGAGGUGCAGACCUUGCUGACCCGUUUUGAGCAGAAGGAAAAGGCAAAGGAGGCCGAUUUUGUCGAGCGGCAGGAACUGCUACAAGAGUCCCUGAAGUUAUGGAAGCGUCAGGUUUGAAAUCGUCAAAGUUGAAAUACUUUGCCAUGCAUAAAGUGCAGCCCUCAAAGUGCCUGCCUUGCAGAGUAGGCAAGUGAGGAAGAUUCUAAGCCUGUUGAGGGGUAGAAACUGAGCUGCUAAAGUAGCAUGACAAAAGGCGUCUUUCUUACUCAAAAAGCAUGACAGACUGGAUAUCGGCUUUACCUAAAUUUGUCAUGCGCCACUAGGAAACUGGGUCACAACUUUCGUUCAUUUCAUGCAUUACAAGUUAUUUCAACGUUGUCGAUUUCAAUCCUGACACAUCCACAGAAGUCGGUCUCGGAAGAAAACGGAGCCGCCUUCGGGCUGCUAUCCAAUGCAAUAAUAUGUCUGGGUCUGGAAGACUGCGAGAUUUGUCGUGCUAGCCUGGCAUGACCCUGAACUCUGUAUUGUGUGGCCACAAAGAGCUCUUCUUGCCUGGCAUGAUGCAGAAACGCAGUUUAUUCUCAUGCGAAGGACGCAACUCAGAACCACCGAGAAACUUGCCAUGCUUGGUAGCGCAUUUUUACAGUGCGCUACCUAUUCCCCUCCUUGCAUCACAAGUUCCCAGACCCAGACAUAUUUGCAACGCAUACCUGCUCGCCCGUUACCAGAACUUCGUCCGGGGCCGUAUGCCCCUGAUGCUGGGCGGCCUAUGCAUUGCAAAAGUAUGUCGUACGUAGUAUAAAUUGCAUAUUUAAUUAAAUUUCCUCAGCAUUAGGAAUGGAAUUUGUAAUGCGGAUUUGCCUCAAGAAAACGAUUUGUGAUGCAUGACUGCGAAGAUUACUACGACUGCGACACUUUUGCACAGGAUGCGUCCAGAUUGACGGCAACGUCAUGCGCGCGGCUUUUCACGGCUGGAAGGACGUUACACUCGCUGUGAAGCACGAGCUGUUCGCGCUACAGAUCGCGAAAACGGUGCACGUCGCGAACAAGCAUCGACACUAUCCUGUGCAAAAGUAUCGUACUCGUAUCGCAAUCAUGCGUUACAAAUCUUGUUCUUAAGGUAAAUCAGCAUUACAAAUUUUAUUUGUCAUGCUGAUGAAAUUUGUAAUGCAUUUAUACGAGUGCGAUGCAUACUUUUGCAAUGCAUAGACACCGCACCGCCGUGAAGUUUCGGGGUAGGACGGUGAAGAUGUAUCAGAGAAAAGAGUGUUAACUUUGAACGGAAUUUGUGAUGCAGUGACGCAUGAGCACAAAACGUCGUGCCCAAAUUUGUCAUGCAUAACAUUCAUAUUAGGCAGAAUCUGUCCUGCGUGACUGCAUUCUGUGAAAUGAACACUUUUUUGUUUGAUAAGAUGAAAGUUUUUUUCACCUGGAAAAAAGAACGGGACCAGGCGGCCAAGCAGCGCGCAUUUAUGGGAUUCUCAAAUGUUACAUCCUCAACUGUUACAUAGUUUGUCAUGCAAAACUGCAAUCAGAAUCGACACGAUCAAGCUGCUUCGCAUGACAAACUCUCGAAGGGCAAGCAGGAUGAGAAUCUGCCCCAAGAAAUCUGUCAUGCAAGACGCGCAACAAGGCCACCCCUUCUACUUGUACUUUUGCCAUUUUUGCAUCACAAACUCAUGUAACAGUUGAGAAUGUAACAUUUGAGAAUGCCAUAGCAUUGCUGUACUGCGUCGACCAGGCGAAAGCGAAGAUGGGCGGGGCUUUAUGCAUUGCAAUAGCAUUAUCGUACUAGUAUGAAUUGCAUGGCAAAUUUUGAUUUUCAUCGGAACAAAAAUGCUUUUAUCUCUCAUGCUAUUUCAGGUAAAAAAUUGGACUUGUCAUGCACAUUAGCUGCAAUUCUUGCUACGAGUGCGACAUUACUUUUGCAGAUGAUAGGCGUUCUCCGAGGCGGAUAUGCGGACGAAGCUCGUUAUGGAAGCGUCAGGACUGAAUUCGACAAAGUUGAAAUAAUUUCUCAUGCAGAAAUUGCAAGGCAUGAAGUGCCUCUCUUGCCGGGGUGGCAAGUGACUGAGGCCGACUGUCAGCCUGUUUGGGGUCUGCGGUAGAGCUGCUAAAGUAGCAUAACAAAAGACGCCUUCUGUUCCUAAACAGCAUUACAGACUGCAUUUAGGCACAGCCAAAAUUUGUCAGGCGCCACUUGAAAACUGGGUUCCAUUUUAUGCAUGGCAAAUCGUUUCAAGUUUGUCGAUUUCGAUCCUGACACCCCCAUACUCGUGAUCAUAAAGCUCUGGCGCGCCGACACUGAGAAGGAGUUGAUAAUAACGAAGAACAAUGAGAUGAUGAUGGAACAGAAACUGCAGGCGGAUAAGGCGAAAUUGGAAUCGAUACAGCGGUCCAUGGCCAACCUCGCAAUGCGGUCGCAAGCGAAGGGCGCGGAGGCGGAAGAGCAGCUGCUUUCCUGGACAUUUCAGUGCUGGUUCAAGGAGUUGAAGCAGCGCAAAGAAAAGGAGGCGCACGCGUGGGACCGCUGGAACUUGCGAAUUAUGCAAUACAAAUUUCCCGUACAUGUACAAGAUGCAUCACAAAUUUCACCAAUUUGGAGCCUAAAACUUGUCAUGCUAAACUAGGAUCGAAGCCAAGUUUUGUCAUGCGGAGACCGCAUUUGUACGUGUACGGGAAAUUUACUGUGGAUACGGAUUAAGCAGAAACGACAACACAUCAAGACGUGGAUCGUGAAGGCCUGGGGGGACGGGCUGGACGCUCUGCGGAGGGAAGCGAGGAUGGAGGAAUGGAAUAACAAGCUGUAUGAAUGUGCACAGCUCCCCCUCCCUCUCAUUUGUAUUGCAUGAACAGCAAUACAAACACCACCGCACGCGGAGCCUGUGCAUGGCAAAUUCACCGCGCGCCUAGUGUAGUACUGUUUGGGCUUCCGAAAUCUGUCAUGCAAACAGUACCCCACAGCAGGAGCGCUUGGUUUUGGUAUUCUGCAUGACAAGUGAGGGGGAGGGGGAGUAGUUGUGCAGUCUCAUAAGCUAGUGAAAAGGUUCAAAAAGGAUGCGUAUCAAAUGCAAAAGUGUCUGGGUCUGGAACAACGCAACUUGUCAUGCACAUGCUAAAUCUGAAUUAGGUAAAGAAACAAUCUGUGUUGCAUGAUUACCAAAAGCUGUCCACUUUUGACGUAAUCGAGAGGCAGUUUCUCAUGCAGGAUAGGCAUGAUAGAACUCUUACAGAAUCUGUCAUGCUAUGUCUUACAUACCAGACCAGACCUCAUGGGUCAUGCAAAACCUGCAUGACAAGUCUGGCACUCUUCCAGACCCAGACACUUUUGCAGUUGAUAAUGCCGAUCGCGACCAGAAACGCGAACUGUUUGACGCCUGGGGGAACGGGAUAAAGGUCAUGCAAGAAGAAGAAAGAGAAGCUUUAAGGUAGUACUUCUUCUUAUACAACUGUUUUAUUGUUCACACGACUCGAGCUCGACGUCGUCGCUCUCGGCAACUGCGUAGUUGGUAGAGGUAGAUUGUGUAGAAGUAUAAUCAGAGGAUCGAAGCUAGAGAUAGACACGACGACGACGACCUAACGACCUACUCCCACUACAUAACCGGAUCUGCAGCUUUAUCUUGUUCCGAUGACCGACCAGUUAUCAUGACGAGAAGCUGCAACAUAAGGUGAAGUUGUAGUAAAGUAAGUGCAUAGCUUAUUUCCCACUAGUACAGCAUCAGCAACCGCAGGACAAUUACCAGCCAUGCCCCGGCUGAUGCCGGGGCGCAAGGCUGUUGGGGCGGGGCAGGACUAUUUGCGGAUCGGGCCACAAUGCCACAGGCCUAAUAUGCAUAAUGAAGCAUACUGGAGUCCUGCCGCCUGUUUGCGCGGCGCCAACCCGCGCGACCACUUGCGCGCUUCCCGCGCCUGUGGGCGCUCUGCGCAGGGAGCAGCUGCAAAGGACACCGGGGGCGAACAGAAGCCGCCCGGCGCGGGAGGGUGGCGCGAGAGGGUUGCGCGGGAGGGUGACGCGAGAGGGUGCGCGAGAGGGUGGCGCGAGAGGGUGCGCGAGAGGGUUCGGGCCAGCCUAUGCAUGAAAAGGCCUGGCCACAAAAGAAUCAGCCUCGUGCCGGGUGGAUUCGGGUUUUUCUACCCCUCUCGCAGACCCUCUUUUUGACCUCUCCCGAGAGGUGUUGCUAAUAAUCCGGCUAUACUCGCCGGUAGAGGUCUACAGAGGUGGCCGAGAGGUGGCCCAGAGGGUGCGCGAGAGGUUCGCCCUUGUUCGCGCAACCUCUCGGCACCUCUGUCCCCCUCUCGCUUACCCUCUCCCGAACCUCUCGGCCACCUCCGUCCCCCAUAGGCGCGGCUUUAGGGUGAACGGUUCGGCUGGCUAUACCCGCGCCACCUCUCGGCCACCCCCUCGAAUGACCUCCCGCGCCACCUCUCCACCUCUGUCGACCUCUCUGUAAAUUCAUAGCUUAUUUCCCACUAGUACAGCAUCAGCAACCGCUACCGCAUAACAAUUAUUGAUGCAAAAUCUACUUCUCAGAAAGAAAAACGAUCGCUCUCCCCUUUGUUCUUCUAUCAGGCUCCGGCAGGAGGCCUUGCUUGCCCAAGGGCAGUACCAAACAAAAAAGUGCUAACGUUAACGGUUUUCACAGAUGGCAGUCAUGCGUAUACAAAUUUUACUUUCCAUGCGUGCUCUGCAAUACAAAUUUGCGCACCUUUUCUGAUGCAUCACUGCAUCACAAAUUCGGUUAACGUUAACACUUUUUCUUGUGAUAGCCACGCCCAGGGGGAAAAGGCCAAGGAAAAUGCGCUGCAGAAAUGGGAGGGGAGAGCGGUAAAACAAAGGUUUUACCUGGGGUGGAAAUCGAUCUGGGAAAAGCUAGGACUGCGGAACCGCGCGAUCCAAUCUGUGUGUCGGCGCGAGCAGAAGAAGAGACGACUCAUCAUCGUGAUGAAUGCCUGGCUACGCAUUUUCGCAAAAGCAGGAGUUUCUUCGCACUCACAGUAAUCGCAAAAAUCUCUGUUAUUAUGUGCUUCCUUUACCAUUACCUAAACCUAUUUCUACUUCUGCAUAAGAAAUUUCAUUUUACUCGUGCAGAAAAAAAUUGUGAUGCGAAGAUACCAUGAUGCUUUUGCAAUGCAUACUGGUCAAACUGCGUCCGGGAAACCCGAGAGCACGCCGAGCUGCAGCGAACCCACCUAGAGUACCAGCAGCAAACUGCGAUGCGACUCAUGUCCUACAUCGGCGGCGCAUCCUCGAAGCAAACGGACGAGGUAAAGCUGAAGAUUAAGACGAACUGUGCAUCGCAAAUUAAUAUGUCUGGGUCUGGAACUACGCAAAUGUUUGAUGCGCGGCCUCUAUCACAUCAUACUAAAAAUAAAACCUCUCACGCAUGGACAGCAAAAGUAGAAGCUGCCCACUUCUUGUAAAAGGGAAUUAUCUGUCAUGCAGAGCAUUGCGGAUUCAAAACCUAAGCUUCUAAAAAUUUGUGAUGCUAGGGCUCGCAUUAUGGCAAACCUUCUGGGUCUUCGCGCAGAAACCGCAUGGCAGACAUUUGGAUUUUUCAUCGAAACUCCGGUAUAUUUGCGAUGCAUACGAACGUCCUCAAGUACUGGAAAAAAAUCGUGAUAAACGAAAAGAAAAUCCGGAAGAGGAUAAAGUCCCACGUAUCAAAUGCAAAAAUGUCUGGGUCUGGAAGAUUCUGAGACUUGUCAUGCACAUUUUGCAUGAGCCGCGAUGUCUGUGAUGCAUGCCCUAGCAUCACAGAUUUUCUGAGGGCUUCUCGAUGCCUAUUCCGCAUGACAAAUGCCCUCCCCGCGUAGCAAACAUUGCGCUCCCUUUGCUGCUCAUGCAAUACAGAUUUUUUUGGAAUCCAAAUUCAGCAUCACAGGUUCGUAAAAGCAGUUCGUUUUUUGGAAGCACUACGUGACGAAGCAAAUGCCUCAUGUAGAAAUAAGCAGCAGAUACUUCAACGCGUGCGCAGCUUGCGGGGGGGUGACUCCUGUGGUCCCCCCCCACUCGUUGCGCCUUUUUCCAAAACUGCAGGGAUGUGCUUCCUUUUUUUUUUCAGCAGUGGCUGGCUGGGUAAGAUUAAGGCUGCGGCCAGUGACAUUGUUGCAAUGAAGUCAUAAGGUGUAGAGUCUGAUUCCGAUAGCAGUACUACGCAGCACCAAAGUAUUAGGUAAGUAGUCCAUACCGUUUUUCGAAGUUCUUUGUCUUAGUCUAAAGCAUAAGCACAAAACGAACUGGCGUAGCCGCGCACAUGCACGCGUGCGGCGCGGAAGAUGGGCGCGGCCUGUUUGCGAGGGAAGAGAAGGGCGGAGGCAAUGCAGGAGCCAGGACGCGAGCCAGGACGCAGCCCGGAUUUUGUCAAAAAGGUACGGCCUAAGGCCUCGGGAACGCCGAGCAUACCCGCGCACUUCUUCGUGAAUCGCCCACCGCUUUUUGUGCGCCAGCUGUGUCGGAAUGAAGAAAAACAAAAAAAAGAAAAGAAAAGGAAAAAAGGAAAGGAAAAAAAAAAUGAAAAUAGAAAAAAAAACAAAAAAAAGAAUGCGAAAACCGACCGGCGUGCGAAUUGCCUAGCAAAAAAAAAAAAAAUUCAGCAUCACAGGUUGCAUUCUUUCAGACCCAGACACUUUUGCAUUUGAUGCCACGUAUCCCAAUGCAAAGAGGACUUCUUCAUUAUCUGGCAGAAGUUCUGCGUGGUCAGCUUCACGGAGUACAACCGACGAGCCGAGUAUCGAAAAGAGAAACUGUGUAAGUGAUGUUGUGAUGCAGAAAAUGCAAAACAGUUUACGCUUGUCAUGCUCCACCUGUUGCAUGAUAGGAUCGCUUGUUCCUACGUGUUUCUGUUUGCCAGUCCUAUCUGCGCAUCACAAGUUUUUCCUGUCAUGCAGCUCAUGGCAGACAAACUUGUCAUGCUGUUUUCCCAAAAGACCUACACUAACACAGUUUUUUCCUUGGAUACCGAGAAAGCGUGUCGAAAGGUUCUGUACGAAAAAACAAAGAAGACCGCCGCGGUCUGCUUCAAGAUGUGGGGAGUCUAUUGGCGAACCCGGACGAAGAUGCGGGCGCGGUUCGUGGAGCACAUAUCACAAGAAAAAGGGUUAACAUUAACGGAAUUUGUGAUGCAGUAACGCAUCAGAAAAGGUACCCACAUUUGUAUUGCGUAGCAUGCAUGGAAGGCAAAAUUUGCAAUGCUGCAGGACUGCCAUUUAUUGUGAAAACGUUAACAGUUUUUUGUUUGAUAGCACAAGGAGUAUUUUCAGGCGAAGUGGGACCACACGGUCUCCCUAAAGCACGCUUUCCAAUAUGAGAGUGCACAGCUCCUCCUCCCCCUCAGCCUCAUUUGUCAUGCAAAAUCCGAAAUCCUAUCGCUGCGAUGUGGCACGGUCUGCAUGACAAAUUCGGAACCUGAAACAGUACUACAGUAGGCUCAGGAUCUUGUCAUGCUCGGGCUCCAAGUGUGCUGGUGUUUGUAUUGCAAUUGAUGCCAUGUAACUGAGGUGGAGGGGGAGUUGUGCACUCUCAUAUCCACAUGUGGCGGUUUACGAAAGUGUGGUCGGCGCAAUUGCGAGCGGCCAAGGACGCAGCGAAUCUGACCAUGAACGGGGUCAGCCAUCUGAAAAAGAGAAAGUACUUAUAAAUUUGUAUUGACUCUAGUGGACUUGUUUUUGCUGACGUUUUUCAUCUUGCAAAGCUGUGCACUCGAAGUAGAUGCAGAAAUCAGCAUGCGUAAAAUAAAAAUUCCUUUACGACCGUAGUGAAGAAAUACGAGAAACAUGUUCGUCAUGCGUGAUGAAAAUUAUUGCCGAAAAUUCGAAAAAUGAUUCAACAUCUCUUCACAGGGGCCUCGCACAGAAGUACAAAAUUUUCAAGGAGUGGUCGAUGGAGAUCGACCGUGCAAGGGUGAUAUGAACUGCAAACGUAUCGUACAACUCGCAAUAAUUGCAAUCAUGCAUUACAAUUUUUUUCUCAAGGUAAAUCCGCAUUAUGUCAUACUGAGAAAGUUUGUAAUGCAUUUAUGCGAGUACAAUCAUACUUCUGCAUUUCAUAGCUGAGAGCAGAGCUGAACGCUUUCCACGGCGACCGCAUGCAGAUGAUGAUGAACAAAAUGUGCGCCGAUAUGCAGCUUAUGAAUUGCAAAUAUUAUCCCGGUCUGGAGGGUUGCAAAUUUGUGAUGCUGCCUUGGGACUCUACACAAAAUCUUCUGUGUUGCAUGAACAGCAAAAGAAGUGGUCCAGUUUUUGCUACGCGGAGCGGGCAUUUCUCAUGCGGCAUGACCAUCAGGAAGCCCUCCCAGAAUCUGUGAUGCUAGAGCAUGUAUCACAGACCUUAUGGGUCUUGGGAAAUAUGCAUGGCAAACCUGGAAAAAUUUCUCCAGGCCAGACAUAUUUGCAUUUGAUACAGCUCAUGGUCGGGCCAAACAGGUGUUUCGCGGUCUGGAAAAAACAGACGGAGGAAGGAAAGACGCAGGAUAAGAUGGUACUAAUUCCUUUGAUGGAGAUGUUGAAGCUUGUUCAUCUAGAAGCACAAUUAAGUAUGCAGGAGUGACAGUCGUGUAGUGUGAGGGGCCGGCUGUACAGAGCAGCAACAUGUACUUACUUCUGCAUCAUCAAUCUCGUAUCAAAGCCAAAACGUAAAAAAAUCUAGAAUUUAAUGAAUCACAGGUCGAACAUCUGUACAAGUCCUGGAUGAAGAAAGCCCAGAUGAAGCAACUGAUGAAAGCUAUCCGCGCCUGGUAUGCUGGGAUUCUAAGGUGUUACGUUCUCAACUGUAACGUGAAGAUUUUUCGUCAGGUAGAGUCACCGCAGAUAUGCUGCCACAUCACUGUCGUGGUGCUUUGUAUCACAGAAACUCGAGGAAGGGCUAAAAAGCAUGGAAAUCUGUGCCAAGAAACUUAUGAUGCGAGAGUCUCAUCACAUCACCCCCACUCACUUUUGCUAGUCUUGCAUCACAAAUAAUUCGUGUAGCAGCUGACAACGUAAAAACGCUUGCGAAUGCCCAUACCGAGCGAGACUACGCCACAGGUGAAUCGAACGAGCGGGAAAUAACCGGAAAAAUGUCCGAGUUCGAACGGCUCAACGCAGAGCACGGGAUUUUCAAGGUGACAAUCAGGUGGGAGGCGAUCGUGCAGAAGUUGCUCGAUCGCAACGGCGACGCACUGUUGAAGAUGAUAACCCAGCAGUCCGGGGAGAUGAAACUAAAACUCGCGGAAACGAAAUACGAGCUGGCGCUGAAUUAUCCAGGACAAAACUACACCCAUUCCCAUCCAAUUUGUCAUGCAAAACAUGCAUAAAUUGCAGAUGUUGCAGAAAUGCAGUGUUUGUGAUGCAAAAAAUGGAUCGGGAUGGGUGUUGUUUUUUCGUGGAUAGGAACAAGUGCGAGGUGCUGCAGGAGACCUACGACCAGUGCCUGAAAGCGAGCGAGGACUUGUCAGCGUGGAGGCACUAUGAAUUGCAAAAGCAUCGUACAACUAGUAUGAACUGCAUUACAAAUUUUAUCAGCAUGAGAAAUUAUGGAAUUUGUAGUGCUGAUUGACCUUAGUAAAAAGAUUUGUAAUGCAUAACUGCAAGUGCUACGAGUGCAAUGCUUUUGCAGUGCAUAGGCACAAGAAGGACACAAUGGACGCCUUUUUUAUGGCGUGGAGAACGAGGGGCGUCGAAGCGAAGAGGAAUCGCAAAACGUACGAGUUCCAGAAAAAAUGCGAGGAGUUCAUGAAGUUCAAAACCAGUCAACAGGAUAUGACCUGCUCAAACGUUACAAUCUCAAACGUUACAAUAGAAUCUGGAUUUUGCCUUACCUGGUCAGCAUGACAGACUCGCACAGUGUUCCACUUUCUGCAAUACAAAUUUCGCCAGAUUCUAGCGCGGAUUGGGACUCCAGAACUUGUCAUGCGCAAUCCUGUGGGAUUAGCGUAGACUAUGCACUUCUUGCAAUACAGAUUUCCAUAUUCUAUUGUAACGUUUGAGAUUGUAACACUUGAGCACGCCAUACAGGAGAAACUCGGUUUCUACGGCUUCAUGAUCACCCGAAUCGGAAUGCUCAACAAGUGCUGGCGCGGAUGGCUGGAUAUGCAUUUCAAAAGUAUCGUACUAGUAGUGUAAAUCGCAUUACAAGUUUGCUCAGGAGCAUGAGAAAUACAAUUUGUCACGCUGUUUUACCUUGGGAUGGAGAUUUGUAAUCAUGCAUGACUGCGAUCAUUACUACUAGCACGAUUAUACUUUCGCACAGGAUACUGGAGGAAGUCCAGUUAGGUAGGCACGAAGCACAGUUAGCCGAGAAGAACAUGCUUCUGCUGCAAGAACGGCAGGGCAGAAUACGAAAGAUGUUCUUCGCGAUGGGGGCGCAAGACGAGAAAUUGAUGAAGACGGACGCGUAUGCAUUGCAAAUAUCGAUCUGGGUUGUCUGGAGUCAUACUGAUAGUACUCGGAUUGCAGUGUCGUGGCCGCUUGUGCGGCAGAACAGCAGCAUCAGAAGUUUCCGGGCUGGUAGCGGAUUCAUUCAUAAAACUACGCAUCGCAAAGAGCUGGCUUCCAGCAUGAGAAAAAAGCUGGUGUUGGCCUGCAUCUUCGUAUUCCCGCAUCACAGAUCCUCUUGUCUUUCAACUCUCGCAUCACAAAAAGUCCAGACAUCAUCCAGGGUGGAUAUUUGCAAAAAUGCAUAAGGCGUUCGCGUCCUGGCUGACGUUUCUGCGCAAGGAGCGGCGGAAUCACGCACUGGAGAGAUACGUGUACCACCGCAACGAACGGUUCUGCUUGCGCAGACACUUGGAACUCUGGGCCAGUUCUGUCUUCGAUAUGAAGGGAAACCGGCUGCUAGAAAACCGGAAACACGACUACAAAUUCAGCCUGUCGUGCUUGGUCCGGAAGAACUCCGGUGUGCAAAACCGGUACUUGCUGUUGGUCGUGUGGUAUCCUCUGCAAAUAAAGUAUCGUAGUCGUACUAAUUGCAUUUAUGCAUUACAAAUCUAGUUCCUAAGGCAAAUCCGCAUUACAAAUUCAACUUGUAAUGCUGAGCCAAUUUGUAUUGCAAUCUAUACUAGUACGAUGCUUUUGCAUUUCAUAUGUAGCGCGCGUGGUACUUUCACUACACCAGAAGCUGCGAAGUGAAUAUAUGGCGUUCUCAAACGUUACAUUCUCAACUGUUCCAUGAAUUCGUAAUGCAAGACUAGCACAGGUAAGAGGGAGAAUCUUGCGCGUCUUGCAUUACAGGUUUGGUGCGGACUACAGUGCUAUUUAGCCCUCCGAGAAUUUGUCAUGCGAAGCAGCUUGAUCGUCUGGCGGGUCAUGGUCAUUUUGCAUGACAAAUCAUGUAACAGUUGAGAGUGUAACGUUUGAGAACCCCAUAGAAUACCAUUGGGAACCGACGCGGGGGUUUGGUCACCGGAAAUGUGGACCGCGUUCUGCUUGAAGCAAGGGACUUGCGGGAGAGGAAUCGGUAUAACGAGUGAGUACUUCUAGUAGGUCGUGGUGCUUUUCUACAAGAAGAAGCAUCACAUGACGACAAACUGAGAUCUGCAUGUUUAUUAUUUUGCAUAGAUUUAUUCGCGCAAUGCAAAAAUAAAUGUAGAAAAUUUAAUACUUACUGAAUAAAGAAAAUUUUCUUCACUGCAGCAUUGGCCGGCAAAUUCAGUCGCGUGGUCUUGAUGCGUCUGUCGUCCGAUCCCAGUAUUUCAACGAGUAUCACUACUUAUCCGCAGUAAAAACAUCAACAUCUUGCUCACAAAAACACGCUCACAACAUACUGGCAUCGCAGCAUGAUUACAUGCCUUAACUUUUUCCCAACGACGAGGCUCAGCAUGACAGCUUGACGAAAUUUGUGAUGCGAAAAUUCGUGGUGCGUAGUACUGUACUCGAUUGAUGUAAGAUUUGUAUUGCAUACUACCUGCGCGAGGGCUACGAACCUGAGUACAUGCGAGGUACCGGACCAAGGUCUCUGUCCCCCCGAAGCUACUAUGAACUGCAAAUGUGUAGUCUGGGUGUGGAAGAGUGCAAGUUUGUCAUGCUUGUCUGGUAUGACUCAAAUCAAUCUGUAAUGCAUGAGCAGGAAAAGAGCCUCUUGCCUGUCAUGCAAAACACCGUUUGCCAUGCGGAAAACGAAACACCGUAGCAGUUCAAAAAUUUGUCAUGCUUGGCUGCGUAUUGCAGUCCGCCCACCAGUUACACUUUAGCAUCACAAGUUUAUUCCAAACCCAGACAUAUUUGCAUUUGAUAGCUACCGUGACCAUAUGAAGUUCAAGAGGAAGGUGAGAAUAAAAGAACACGACGAACCCGGGAAAUAUUACGCAGACAUGUGGGACUAUGGAAGCGUCAGGACUGAAAUCGUCAAAGUUGAAAUAGUUUGUGAUGCAUAAAAUGCUAGACGCAAAGUGCCUGUCUUGCAGAGCAGGCAACCGAGGCCGAUACCGAUUAUUAGCCUGCUCGGGGUGUGAGAUAGAGCUGCUAAAAUAGCAUGACAAAAGCAGUCUUCUCUGCUCAAACAGCACGACAAAUUGGAUUUCCAUGCUGCCAAAAUUUGUCAUGCGCCACUUGCAAACUGGGCUCCAGCUGGUAUCGUUUUUUUGCAUUACAGAUUAUUUCAACUUCGACGAUUUCGAUUCUGACACUCUCAUAGGGACGAGGGGGACUUCAGUCCGCCAAACGCAAGAAAUAAUUAUAACCCAGGAGCUAUGCGAAGAAAAAAGUGUGACAGUUACACAUUGUGUUGCGAAACAAGCAAGACAGGCAACCUUUGUCAUGCAGGAAAUGCUUGGCGGCCUCAUUUCAUUCGUGUUUUCCCUUAUAGUCUGCGCAUCGCAGGUUUGCUUUGGCAUGUCGACGAGCAACUUUGUGAUGCAGAAACUCCAACAAAUGUGUAACUGUAUCACGUUUUUCGUGGGAUAGGAGCAUCAAACAGUUCAUCUCUGAAACAGCAACAGGCCAUCAUCGCCACCGGACAUUUACGCAGAUCCUCCUCCCGCGAGCCACCCGCCUAUCGGAUACAUGUUGUUCCUUCGCCCGAAAUGAACGACCUGAGGGCAGGAGCAACAGCGUCAUCCUUCGUGAACAGCUCACAUUUACCAGUCCCGGGUCAGGUCGGAAGGAUAAGAUCGCCACUCGAUUUCAACUACCAGGUUGGCGGAUCGUCCAGUAGCAGGAGCCGGAGUAGAAAUUAUGGUGACCAAGACGCUACUUCGCGUGGGAGGACACAAACCCGACGGGUCAAACUCGCGACGGAUACCGAUUCCGACGAAUAUCAAAAGGAAAACCCCCCACUCCCCAUAUCAGAAGGAAAUUUCUGAUGCUGGAUUUGCGUACACAAAUCAGCUCUUUCUUGCAGCAGAGGAAUGCAAGUCCAUACUAACCCUAGCUAGAAGGGUUUUGGCGUAGCAUGGCAAAUGUGUACUCUGUAGGCGCCAUAGCAUCACAAACCGCCUGCAUAACGCAGCGGAGUCACUGAGUUGGCCUUCUUGAUGCAACACAGAGGCGAUUUGUGGCCACAGAUCAGCAUCACAAAUCUUCAGAAGUAUUCCUUUUUGGUAUGGGGAGGGGGGAUUUUUCCUCACGAUAACGAAGACGCUGCACACACCAGAGACAUGUCGCCCUCGCAACGUCGCGGUAUGCUGAUAAAACGAUUCUUCGAAAAUCAGUACCAGAAGUCCUUCAAACUGAACGUCGAAAAACGGCUCGGCGUUCCCGACCUAGUAUCAAAUGUAAAUAUGGCUGGGUCUGGAACAGUGGAACUUGUGAUGCGUGUCUUGGACUCCUGGAAAAUCUCUGUUGCAUGAGUAGCAAAAGAGGGGCUUCCUUUGUCAUGCAAAAACGCAAUUUGUGAUGCGUGCCAGGCAUCAGCAGGCGUAUGAAAACUUGUCAUGCUUGGCUGCCAUUGCAAGCGCUUCAACCAUGCUCAAUUCAGCAUCACAGGUUUCCAGACCGAGACAUUUUUGCAAUCCAUACCUCGACAUCCAACACGACACGAGAUUUGAGUACUUACUCGACCUGCACGAGCUGGAGGGCUUGCAAUACCUGUUCGAUUCUCAUCCGUCCGCCUGUGGUGGGUUUAUCAAGAAGAAAAAUCCUCCCUCCCCACAUCAAAACGGAAAUCUGUGAUGCAGAUUUGUGGUCACAAAUCAGCCUUGUCAUGCUAGAAAGGAAAUAAAGGCGAGGACUGUAGUGCUUGAUGGCGUGGGAAGGCCUUGCAUCUUCAGCAUGACAGGAGGCAGCUGGAAGCGGGAGACAGCAUGAGAAACCGCCUGCAAACAAGGCCACGCCUGCGGCUCUUGGCCUUCUGGCAAUACAAGUCGACUUGUAUACUCAAAUACAGCUUGUGCAUGACAAAUUUCGUUCUCGAAAUGGGGACGAGGAGGAAUUUUUGCUUUUGAUAGGGUUCGACGUCACACUAGCGCUGUUGUAUCAAACAAAAAAGUGUUAACGUUAACGGUUUUCACAGAUUGCAAAUAUGCAUCACAAAUCUUGCUUAGCAUGCAUGCUAUGCAUGACAAAUUUGGGCACGUUUUGUGAUGCAUUACUGCAUCAGAAAUUCCGUUAACGUUAUACGCUUUUUCCUGUGAUAUGUUGAAGAGAUUGAUCACCAACAUGCAGGCACACCGGGUCUUCAAGGGGGAGGUGAAAAACGCCCACACGAACGUAUGAACUGCAAAACAAGCAUCGUGCUCGUACUUCUAAUUGCAAACAUGCGUGACAAAUCUUCUUCCUAAGGUCAAACAGCAUUACAAAUCCCAUUUCUAAUUCUGACGGAAUUUGUUUUUGUGAUGCUAUUUAUACUAGUACGCUGCUUUUGCAGUUCAUAAAACGCGAAGCGGGAUAAUUUGCUGAUGAGAAUCGGGCUCCACGCUUUCAUGAAGAACACCCAGUUCGCAGAGGCGUGCCAAACGGAGCUGGUGGGGGACGUCAGGCUCGUGGAGGAGGUGCGGGAUUCCGUGGUGCAAACCGGCCCGAUGGAGCGGGAUGUGGAGAUCGUCUUCAUGCCACAACCGCCAGGUGCGAGUGGCGCUUCCGGGUCGUAUCAUGGGAGAUAUGCAUUGCAAAAGUAUCGUAGUAGUAGAAAUGGCAUUGCAAACUUUUAUGUUUUCAACCGGAAAAAUGGAAUUUGUAUAGUAGAUUCUGAAUUAGCAAUAGAAAGGAACCAGACCUCUCAUGCUGUACUGCAAUUUAUACGGACGAUACUUUCGCCUUGCAUAGUAGAUCUGGUGGAGCAAGUGUUUUCGGCGCCACUGGUUCGACGAUCACAACCAACAUCAGCAAUUCCGCACUAGAGUCCUACAAUCGGGACAGGGCCUACCUCCGGGAAUUGAGAAUAUCCACAGUAAAUUUAUUCCCGUACACGGACAAAAUGCAUCACAAACUUUGCUAUCAUUUAGAACAUGCCACUUGUCAUGCUAAUAUAGGAUGGAAGGUAGGUUUUGUCAUGCAGAAGCCGCAUAAUUUGUAUUUGUACGACGUGCACAGGAAAUUAUUUCCUAUGGAUAGAGAACCUACUUGGGUUACGUCGCGGACGAGUUGUCGCACCGGUUAAGGCUUGCUGCGGGGGUCUCCGGUGCGGCGCCACAGACGUCCUUGUCAACCGCGACAAACAUCCUCACCUGGCUCUCGCAGCUGGUUGAGAAGUUUCGCCAUCCGGACCUACUCGGAGAUUUGUACGGCACAAAUCGAAAGUUGCUUGGGAACAGUUCCAUCAGCGGUGCCCCGUAUCCUAAGUAAAAACAUCCCCACCCCAGAGACAAGAUGGGGAUUCUGAAACACAAACCUUGAAGUUUUGGGAGUCACGCAUGACAAGUUGCAGGCUGUACUGAAGUGCAGCAUAGCAAGGGAAGCCGCAUGACAAAUCCGUCUCCUCAUCCUGUUUACAGCAUUACAAGUUCUAAAACACAAUGGGAAAUCAUGCCUCUCAUGGGGAUUCGCAUUGCAAAUGCUCUCGUGCUUGCAAAUCCGCAUGACAACUCUGGGCAGCUGGGGAUGUUUUUACAUGGGAUACCUCGUUCACCGGAACCACUACAAAUAGCAAUGCGUUCCAAUAUAACCCAACGCCACUUGGCGGCGAGGCGUCGCAGAUCCUCCCCUAUGGCAGUUACAGCUUCUCCGCGUCCGGGCCCGGGCAGAGCUCGCCUUUGUCCCCUAGAACGAAAAUCAACCCGGGGGACAGAUUGAAAAUCGCCAGUCCGCGGUCGAUAAACCACCAGCCGAUCGAGAAACGGUUCAUCCCGCUGACCAACAGCAAGAAAUCCAUCACAAAUGCAAGUGUUGGAACAACAACCACAAAUACGAAUCAGGCGGAUCUGAGUGGCCACGCGAACAACGUGUUCCUCUCUACCUACGGGAUUUCCGAGGGGGAUGGGGGGAGUUACACUGGGCUGGCGUACAAGUCCAUCCGGUCCAACAGCAAAGAGUGGGAGAAGGAUGUGACUUCCCUGCUGACCAAAGCGUCCCUGUUUGACACUGUGGACGCGGUUGCUGUCCCUGCUGAAAUCGCUUCAAGUUCCUCGGGCACCAGAAAUGCUUUUAACUACCGGCCCGGCCAAUACAGUAGUGCCUCGUCUGGAGCUGGUGGAAUGUUGAUGAACAACAAUGCAGGACGAGCAUCCUCUUCCUCCUCCUCUUCUCGCCCCCGCGCAACCUCCGGCAGCAAGUCGCCGCCUAGUAAUUCCGCAGCAACUCGUAUCACAGGAAAAAAGUGUUACAGUUCUUACACAUUGUGUUGCAGGCCAAGCAAGACACCCAAGCUCUGACAUGCCGGAUAUGCAUAUGAGCCUCGUUUCAUAGGUGUUUUCCCGUAGGAUUUCUGCAUUACAAGUUUUCUCUCUCAUGCAGAGAAAUUUGUGUUGCUGAAUUGACUACAAGUGUGUAGUAACUGUUGUAACACUUUUUUCGUGGGAUAACCCGGUGGAUGGAAAUCAGGAACAGUGAAGCUGUCGGUGGAUCAAAGCAGAGCAUGACGAAUCAUGUCGAGACCGACUAUGUUCAGCCGGAUGCCCGGGCAGCCUUCAACUACCUGAAUUACAAGACCCAAGCGGAACGGGAAGCGGAGAUGGAGCAGUAUCGGCUGGAUGUGGAACGGGUCUUGGACCGCAACCCGCCGGUCCGGGAGCCGAAACCUUCCGAAACGGGGACAGGAAAUUCAAGGAGUAACAAAACCGGCCCGGCGAAUAUCAGCAGCGGAGGAUCUACAGCUUUAUCAUUCCUGCAAGCCGGUUCUGACACCUGGACGAAAAAAGCUCUGCCUUAUUCCCCACUACCAGGAGUUGUACCAGCGGUUGCAGCAGCACCCUCCAACUCCUCCUCUUCCGCAAGUUCUUUUGCAACAUCCACGUCGAACACCAAUAAAGGGGUUACUUUUGCGGACGACAUGAUCGGCCAAAGUAGAACUGCACCAGCAGACGACGUGUUGAAAGUACAACCGGGAUCCAUUGCCAACCUGCUUUCCGUAUGGAUUGUAAAAAUGUCUGGUUCUGGAAACUUGUGAUGCUGGGUGGCGUAUCAUGAAGAGGCCACAAGUGCCGGCUCAGCAUGACAAGCUUUUGAGCUUCUAGGUGUUGCCUAUUCUGCAUGGCAGACUGCGUUUCUGCAUGACAGCAAAAUGGGGCUCUUGGGUAACGUGCAUGACAGAUUUAAGAGUCAUGCCAGACAAGCAUGACAAGCAUGCACUCUUCCAGACCCAGACGCUUUUGCAUUUGAUAUUCCGCAUCGUCUUCGGCGUCCUCUUCGUCAUCUGCGGGCGACUACGCAUUGCAAAUAUGUUCUCUGGGUCUCGAGUAAGUACGUAUGUCAUGCAAGUUUGAGUUUGUCAUGCGUGCCUGGUAUGACUCUUAAAUCUGUGCAGUUUCACGGGCAGGGAAAGGGGCAGGUCUUGCCUGUCAUGCAAAAACGAAAUUGGUCACGCAGAAAACGAAACACGUAGCAUCCCAAAAAUUUCUUGCCAGCAACAGCCUUAGCUGGGUACAAUUGCAGUGCUCUUGUCAACAUUCACAGACUUGAAUCAAAACUUCCCAGACCCAGAUUACAACAUAUUUGCAUUUGAUAGCAACAUCGCAAAUUCUGCAGUGAGGAGGAACAGUACCGGAACCGCGACCUUUCCGAAAACUACGCGGAGCCGCAGUGGCAGUCCGGACAUUCGGCCGUCGCACGAUCGCAAUCUGCUGCCCGGCAGGUACUUGCGGGACGCUAGUGGGCCACUAUCCUCAGUAAAAACGUACCCACACCAGAUUCAGGAUGGGGAUUUUGCAACACAAACCUAGGAGUUUUGUGAGUCACGCAUGACAAGUUGCACUAUGCAUUGUAGUGCAGGUUAGCAAGUGCACCCGCAUCACAGAUCCAUCUGCUCAUCCUGUUCACAGCAUCACAAAUUCCAAAACACGAUUGGAAAUGGCUCUCAUGGGGAUGCGCAUUAUAAGUCUUUCUGUCUUUGCAAAUCUGCAUUACAACUCUGGUGUGGGUACGUUUUUACUCAGGAUAGCCACCGGGUGAGGAUCAUGCGGUAGAAGCUGGUGGGUUGCCAGGACCGAAUACCAAGUGCAAAAAUGUCUGGGUCUGGAAGAAUGCAACUUGUGAUGCUGCGUUUGGAUUCCAAAAAAAUCUGCAUUGCGUGAGUAGCAAAGGGAAUGCAAUUUUUGCUGCGCUGAGACGGCAUUUGUCACGCGGAAUAGGCAUCAAGAAGCCCUCAAAAAAUCUGUAUUGCUAGGGUAUGCAUCACGGACAUCAUGGCUCAUGCAAAACGUGCGUGACAACUACCAGCCAUGCCCCGGCAGACGCCGGGGCGCUAGGCUGUUGUGGCAGGGCAGGACUAUUUGCGGAUCGGGACGCCGCGCCAGAGCUUUGGACACAGCGCGACAGCCCCCCACCCCCCGAGGAACAUACUGUCGCCGUUUUGCGCCAUGCAACCCCGCAGGGUCUCCUGCGCGCUUCCCGCGCCUUUAGGCGCUAUGCGCAGGGAGCAGCUGCAGCGAAGCUUGGGGGCAAAGAGAAGUCGCCUCGGCGUAAGUGCCGAAGCACAAGGGGGGCCGCGCUGCCCUGUGUUGAUCACUCUCCCGCCCCCGCCCAAUGGCUUCCCGGCCGACGGAACUGCUGGCGCAAGAGGGUAGCGCGAGAGGGUGGCGCGAGAGGGUGCGCGAGAGGGUGGCGCGAGAGGGUGGCGCGAGAGGGUGCGCGAGAGGGUGGCGCGAGAGGGUGCGCGAGAGGGUGCGCGAGAGGGUGGCGCGAAAGGGUGGCGCGAGAGGGUGCGGGCCCGAGCGAUGCAAAAUCCCCCAGAAGAUCGGCCCUGUACCGGGCGGAUUCGGGUUGUUUGUACCCUCUCGCAGACCCUCUCUUUUACCUCUCCCGAGAGGUGUUGCUAAUAGUCCGGCUAUACUCGCCGUUAGAGGUCUACAGAGGUGGCCGAGAGGUGGCCAGGAGGGUGCGCGAGAGGUUCGCCCUUAUUCGCGCAACCUCUCGGCACCUCUGUCCCCCUCUCGCUUACCCUCUUGGCACCCUCUCGGCCCCCUCUGGUCCCUAUAGGCGCGGCUUUAGGGUGAACGGUUCGGCUCGCUAUACCCGCGCCACCUCUUGGCCACCCUCCCGAAUGACCUCCCGCACCACCUCUCCACCUCUGUCGACCUCUUUUUGACCUCUUUUGACCUCUUUUUGACCUCUCGGCCACCUCUCGUCUACCCUCUGUAGACCUCUUUUUUCGCAUGAAUAUAAUAGAUAGUAAUAAUGGCCCGGGGUUCACUUUAAAUAAAUUUGCCCGGGAAAAUACCACGCAGCGGAGCAAUCAGGCCUACUCGUAGGCCAGUCGGGGUCUACCCUUUCUCCACGUCGUCACAUGUGGUUAUUGGGUUUUGUUGGCGUAUGUCAGGGGAUUCCUGUCUUUGGCAUUUCACGACACUUCCCAUGGGUUCACUUCGAUGAUUGCUGCCGGGGACGUUCUUAUGCAGUCAGCUGGAUGACUGUGACCUGGCUCGUACUGUGAACGCAGCUGGAUGACUGUGACCUGGCUCGUCUUCGAUGGGCAGGCGGAUGACUGUGACCUGUCUCGCCCAUCAAGAUCCCUAAUCCGUAGCUCCUAGACGUUGCCUGGCCCGCGAAUGACUCCACGGCAGCCGGAUGUCCGUGACCUGGUUAUAAAGGGCUUCGUCGAUCGAUUGUGCCACUAGGGCCUUGUGUUCCGGCUACUCCGGAUCGCAAUCGAUGGAGGGCGGGACCUGCACCGGCGACAGGCGCUAUCCAACCAACCAACCAACUGUCAGAAUCUUCCAGACCCAGACAAUUUUACAGUUGAUACCGAAUUCAAGCUCGACUUCUUCUAGAACACCCAGUCCGACAAGCGGAGGGGCGGGGCCGUAGAGGUGGCCUGUGUUGUUGUUGUUCUCGUCUUGCACAGCUUUAGGUUUACUUCAUAUUUAUUUUUAUCGAUUAUUUUCACCAACACUGUGAAUAAAAGACAAAUGGGCUAGUACUUGCGAACAAUUCUUACGUGAUGUAAAUUUUUGUGCUGGAUGGUCAACGAAAGUAUCACUCACAAAUGAAAUAACGAAAUGGACAAACAACUACGUGAAGAUUUCAACUUUUUUAUGAGCUAAGAAACCAAUACCAAAAUCGAAUCAAGAUAAUCAGAAUCAAACCAGUUGUGUCAGAAAUAAGCCUGACUGUCACUAUGUAAAAACUGAACAAGGUGUGGGUGGACUACCCUUUUGUAUUAUCUGAACACGACGACAACUAGUACAUCAAGUGGCGCUCCUCACACCGCUUCCCAAUUAAGCGGCCCCGAUCAUCGUUUUUUCUCUUCGUGCUAUCUCAUCCCGAACGGUUGACCUCCGAUGUGGAUGGUGUUUAGAGGGUUCGUCCCUUCAGAAAUGAAGGUACUUAAACGAGCGCCGUGGUGGUACUAGUUUGAAUUCUAUAGUCGAAGUCCUCCUCCUUUUCAUCGGUGUAACAGGCAGAGCGGAACGAGCUAUUUUUUCCUCUUUUUUACUUUUUUUGGCUGACACUGCCACAGCUGCAAAAAACUUUAAACCAAAUAUUCGCGACAGCACGACGCGACUGCGCAUCACGCUUCGGUCGUGCUUUCUGCUGUUGAUUUCAUAUUGUGCAAAGUCUAGAAGUAACGCGGCGAACAGCACGCGAGAAGGUGAAGGGCACAGGUGAGAUUGCCUGCCGUGCUUGUUGUUUUUACCGCCACGCCACCGCUUUUUCUUGCGACGGUCCUCGAGGGCGAAAGAACUCGCAACGCGGUCAGAGCAAGAUGAAACAAUGAAAAUGCAAUAAAACCCGCUUGCCCCGCCGGAACUGACAAA
Amoebophrya sp. A120 is the source of this 25251-nucleotide messenger RNA. Lineage: Eukaryota; Dinophyceae; Syndiniales; Amoebophryaceae. The record is from the annotation of a GenBank genome assembly.